AUGACACCAUCUUCUCUACUUCUCUUCUCCAUCCUCCUCUUAACCUCCCUCACUUCAUCCCUCUCCUCAACACCAUCCCCAACUUUCCACCAAAAACCUAACAACGAAACAGUAUACAGAACCUCCAAACAACUCUGCAUCGGGUGUACAUGGGAAUCAUUACAAUUCUUGUUUACUCAAAACUUAGUUCGAGCAGCUAAGUGGGAAAUCCCGCUAGCUUGGGAUUUCCAGCUUCAGAGAUACGCUCAAUGGUGGGCAGGACAAAGAAAAGGUGAUUGUGAGUUGAUGCAUUCAUUUCCUGAAGAUGAUUUCAAGUUGGGAGAGAAUAUCUUUUGGGGUAGUGAAUCUUCGUGGUCUCCGGUGGAUGCUGUGAAUACAUGGGCAGGAGAAGAGAAGUAUUAUAGAUAUGGAAGUAAUACGUGUGCAUCUGGGCAACAAUGUGGGCAUUAUACGCAGAUAGUUUGGAAAACAACGAGAAGAGUUGGGUGUGCUAGAGUGGUUUGUGAUAGUGGUGAUGUGUUUAUGACUUGCAACUAUGAUCCUGUUGGAAAUGUUAUCGGAGAACGUCCAUACUAA
Messenger RNA from Lactuca virosa, 576 nucleotides. The record is from the annotation of a GenBank genome assembly. NCBI's taxonomy places the organism in Eukaryota, Viridiplantae, Streptophyta, Magnoliopsida, Asterales, Asteraceae.